Molecule: messenger RNA, 1871 nt
Organism: Acanthaster planci (crown-of-thorns starfish)
Lineage: Eukaryota; Metazoa; Echinodermata; Asteroidea; Valvatida; Acanthasteridae
Biological process (GO): regulation of dendrite development; positive regulation of axon extension; protein phosphorylation
Cellular component (GO): nucleus; dendrite cytoplasm
Molecular function (GO): ATP binding; protein kinase activity
Source: RefSeq, a predicted model, not a curated record
CUAGACUCGGACUGAACCGAAGCCAUUGUGUUUAUCAUAGUGGAGCCAUGUUACUGCAACAGUGAUCUGCACAUCUAGACAAUUGUUCAUGGAAACCCUGAACUGAUGAAUAAGUACGAAGUUCUCGGCAUUGUGGGCGAAGGGGCCUAUGGAGUUGUGCUGAAAUGUAGGCACAAGGAAAGCGGUCAGAUAGUUGCUGUAAAGAAGUUCAAAGACAGUGAAGUCUCAUAUUCUGUUCUUCAAAUUUGUGGAUGCCAAUGGAGUCACCUCCCUGUCCUGUUCCAUUCAGCAAAACUUAUUUUAACAGACAAUGAAGGUGUUAGGAGAACCACCUUAAGGGAACUGAAGGUGCUACGGCAGCUCAAGCAAGAAAACAUUGUGGAACUUAGGGAGGCCUUCAGGAGGAGGGGCAAGCUGUAUUUGGUCUUUGAAUAUGUUGAAAGGAAAUUUGGCAAAAGUCACAAGACAUUCGCCCAACCUUCCCAUGACGUUUGCAUGACGAAUUUGAGAUGGUUUGGCACCCUGGCAAACUCAGAGAUGGUUUGGCACCUGUUGCUUGACACUUGCGAAGGCUUUGUGCACAGACACGAUGGACACUCAUUUGCAGCAUCAAACAUCUGGCCUACCUGAACACACAUCCAAAAAACAAUGCAGAAAGUGGGCAUUCUACUGAACGUGCUGAAGCCCCGAGAAGUGGGGUGGUCAGACGUGGCUUCUGUACAGGCCGUACGAUCCGACGGCACUCACCAGUGCCUAUUUAUCUGUGCACAAUGACGGUAUGUCUACAAGUAAAUGAGGUGCAGCCAGGAAAUUCAGGGUUCCCGAAGCAACACUUCGUCGCCGUGUCAAUGAGUUGGUUGGUUAGAUGUUGUCAAGUCCGGGGUGCAACCAGUCCUGGCAUUGGACGAGGAGGCACAGAUAGCUCAGCAUAUGUCAUACAUGCAUGCGGGUACAGCUACAGCAGAAGUGAAGUUAUUGAUUUAGCUUCAACGUUUGCCAUAAGCCUACAGAAAAAAGAUGAAAAUCACCCCUUCAGCAAGGCAUGGUUCAGGAAUUUCAUGGGAUGUUGGCCCAAGUUUAAACUCUGAAAACCCAGAAGUACACGAGCCAAGGCGACAUCCGCGGUGGUAGAGGGUCUGGUACAUUUCCCUAUUUGAGGUUUUUUGCAGGAAAGUGUCUUCUGACAGUCUACAUGUACCUGGACCAGGAAGAUGGGGUGGUCUACCUCUAGAUCGAUAUAUAGGCAGGUUUGGUGCGUGGGACUCAAAUGUUUCACUCACUGAUGCAAAUCUGAAUACGAAGUGUUUGUCAGUGUCACCUAGUUCUUUGUUCACAAGAUAAGAGUUCACAAGGUAGACAUCAAGCAGGAAGAACACUUGUACCACUUCCCAACCUACCAGUGAGAUGAGGCAAGUUAGUCUGCUGUGUGCAUGCCUUUUAUCUCCUUGUCGUAGUCUGUUUACGCACUGGAGUUUCCUGAUUUAGUUAACAUCUCAGUCCUGCUUGCCAGAGUCCUUCAUUGCACCUGUGUGCAUGAUUGACAGCAUUUGGACAUUUUUUGUCCUCACAGACUAAGACCAGUAGGCCUUUGUCGGACAACUGAUGUUUAGUUUUAAGUCACAAAAGUCCUUAAAUGGGUAUUCAAUUUUUUCUUAGGCCUGAAUGAAUAUUGAUUUUCAUGCAAUAUCAAUAAACGUCUGAUAGAAAGUAAACUUUCCACAAAAUAUCAGGAUGGCAUUAUGCCCAGAACUUUGGUACACUGCUGGCAUUAAUGCCUUCACGUUUGGCAUAAGCGCUCUUUAUUUCAGCUAGUCCACCAAUGCCAAAUGGCAGUGCCCUAAAGAAAAUGAAAUUCUAGGCCUGGGACAGAU